GCUAUUGCAUUACAAAAAAAUGUUUAGGGAAAAUUUUAAUUAAAACACCAAACUGAUGAUAAAACUUCUGUUCAAUCCACUAAGGAGCUGUGCUAAUGAACAGUAUCUGCUUAUAAUGUGUUUCUAAGACACAUUUUGAAACAAAAUUGCAAAAAUACAAUUAUUGUUCCAUCAGCCUGGUCGGGAGCUAAUACAAAAUACUGAUUGAGCAAAAUCCAUCAUUAAGGAAAAACAUCAUUACAUCAUUUAUUUUUAAAAAACAGUUCUAGUAAUUUAAAUCCUCACCUGUUCUACUUUAGAAAACAUAGAAUACUGUUUGCUCUGAAGCAUAGGAAGUAAGAUGGGCAGUUAAAAAAAUGAUUAAAAUAAUAAUAAUAAUAAAAUAUAUAACAUGACAAAGAUACAUUUGACGUGCAGUUAUUUUGGGAAUGUUCUGUAAGGGAUAGUUUAGGAUACAAACGUUCACGUCGCUUUAAAAAAAGCGUAUUUUUACAUAUAAAAGCAAAGCUUUAUCAUGUAAAAAUUCCGUGAGAAACAUAAUAAAUGAAUACAACGAAAUUAUUUGUUUUAUGGUUAUUGCUUUGCCACAUUUGCAAUAGUUUUAAGUCGAAAGAGACUUAUAUUUAAUUUAUUUGUGGCAGGAAAACGACCCAGCUCCUCAAUUAAACUUUAUUUUGAAGUUAUAACCGGAAGUGGAGUUCUCCAUCUGCCACUCUUUACGGUCCACGCUCUUUACACCGGCUCCUGUCCUGAGUAGUUUACAGCUAACGGAUGAGCUGUCAGAGUGAUCACUCCGCUCCUCUGAGGGUGUUGGUGACAGGAGGGUCCGGCUUGGUGGGCAGGGCCAUACAGCAUGUGGUCAAAGAGGAGGGGGGAGCCAAGGAGGGGGAAGAAUGGACAUUCCUCUCCUCCAAGGAUGCCAACCUGAUGAACAUGGAGGAAACACGGGCGGUGUUUGAAAAACUUCGGCCAACACACGUCAUUCACCUGGCUGCUAUGGUUGGGGGGCUUUUCAAGAACAUGAAAUACAACCUGGACUUUUGGAGAAACAAUAUCUUCAUCAAUGAUAACGUGCUGCAGGCGGCACAUGAAGUCGGCGCGGUCAAAGUUGUUUCCUGCCUGUCCACCUGCAUCUUCCCUGAUAAGACCACCUACCCUAUCGAUGAAACCAUGAUCCACAACGGUCCGCCUCAUGAGUCGAACUUCGGCUAUGCCUAUGCAAAGAGAAUGAUUGAUGUUCACAACAGGGCAUCUUUCCAGCAGUAUGGGCAUUGCUAUACAGCGGUCAUUCCCACUAAUGUGUUUGGUCCCCAUGACAACUUCAGCAUUGAGGACGGCCAUGUGCUGCCAGGGCUCAUACACAAAGCUUACAUUGCUCAAAACGAGGGGAAGCCCCUGGUGGUCUGGGGCUCCGGCUCUCCAAGAAGACAGUUCAUCUACUCUUUAGAUCUGGCUCGUCUCUUUCUGUGGGUUCUGAGGGAGUAUCCAGAGGUCGAUCCAAUAAUUCUCUCUGUUGGAGAGGAAGAAGAAGUGUCCAUCAAAGACGCAGCAGAGGCAGUUGUGCAAGCACUGGACUUCAAAGGAGAAGUGGUGUUUGAUACCAGUAAAGCAGACGGACAAUUCAAAAAGACUGCCAGCAAUGCUAAGCUGCGCCGAUACCUGCCAGAGUUCACCUUCACGCCGUUCGCACAAGCUUUAAAAGAAACCUGCGAUUGGUUUGUUGCCAACUAUGACUCCGCGCGGAAGUGAAAACUCUGACUCUGGUUUGUGCCCGCUCGGUUGGAAGAUGUGGAAGAGAACACAAGGGGGUUCAUGUGCAAAGGUAGAUGUUACUGAAUGAUUCUGUCACUCAGAGCUGGAAUGAAUAUCAUCAAGUCGGCAACACCAUACUGUGUAACUCUGUGUUGAUUUGUUUCACUAUGCUAGUGUUAAUCAUUCUUAGUUUAAUUGACUGCUUCAAUCUUGAUAUCCAGGUGCUGGCACAGUUUAAUAAUAACUCUAAAUUAUCUGUCUGUUAUACAUUUUCUUGUAAACAAUUUCAUCACUGAAUUACCUUCAUUUUUGAAGGUUUUACAAGUUUUGAUGUACUUUAUUUAAAUGAAGAGGAAUACGUUUCUUGAAGGGCCAUAUAUCUGGUGGCUUGGACGUUUUUUUUAUGUGUUGGCAGAAUAAAUAUUUUAUACCUAUAA
Eleginops maclovinus (Patagonian blennie) is the source of this 2189-nucleotide messenger RNA. RefSeq names its product GDP-L-fucose synthase-like. The record is from RefSeq and is a predicted model, not a curated record. Bases 772 to 1749 code for a protein of 325 amino acids. Gene Ontology annotation, biological process: nucleotide-sugar biosynthetic process. NCBI's taxonomy places the organism in Eukaryota, Metazoa, Chordata, Actinopteri, Perciformes, Eleginopidae. Gene Ontology annotation, molecular function: GDP-L-fucose synthase activity. The transcript is spliced from 10 exons.